Molecule: messenger RNA, 936 nt
Organism: Didymella exigua CBS 183.55
Lineage: Eukaryota; Fungi; Ascomycota; Dothideomycetes; Pleosporales; Didymellaceae
Exons: 1
Source: RefSeq, a predicted model, not a curated record
GUUAAGAACAUGAAGACCACUCAUUUCUGGGCAUCGAUCGCCCUCGCACCGGUUGUUCUUGCGCAGGGCUUGCGACAAGCUACAGGAGGCGUCGAGGCCACUACAACCGUCCAACGGUAUCCCGAACCAACUCCUGAAGUAUCCAACUGCACAGCAUCUCUCAUCACCACUCUCUGCGACUACAAGAAGCCAGGCUCCGCGUUCGCUGUCGCCAGCUUAGGAAAAGCCCACUGCUGGGAGUACUGCAACGCGCACCAACCAUGCAACUUUGUCAUCUUCGCAGCUGGAAACCCCUACACCGGCACCGGCACGUGCUGGCUGUAUCCAGACGAGGCAUUCGAUGAGAGCGCUGGCACAACGGGCUGCGACUAUCUCUCCGUCUUUGACAAGCCCCAGUGCGCCGAGCCAACGCCCACCUCGGGAGCGUGCACGGCGACGGCAUCGCCGUCUGCGCUGGCCUCCGUGUGCGCCUAUCCCACGCCCGAUGAUGACUGCUGGUCUACUUGCACUGCCAGCGGAGGCGCGACCAACUGCCUGUCGCAGUGCGCACAGUCCGAGUCCUGCGCCUACGUCGUCUUCAACCCGCGCAACUCGGACAACUCCCCGUUCGCCUCGGGAACCUGCUGGAUGUAUCCGAGCGGCACGUACGACGCUGCGAAGGCAGGCACGUGCAGUGGCGCGCCCGAGCAGUAUGUGUACGAGAAUCCGUGUCCGAAGCCGUCGUCUUCCUCCGCGCCUUCGGGCAGUGCUUCGCUCUCCGAUACUGGCUCGCUGCCAUCUGCUACGGCGUCCGGCACCAAUGUCGACGCCAAGCGUGCUUCUGAAGGUGAGGCUACACCAACUGCAAACGUCCAGGGUGCGGCGCCCGCGGGUCUUUCGGUCAGUGGGUCGCUGGCUGUGGGUGUGGCAGCAUUAAUGUGGCAGGGCUUGCAGUGA